Messenger RNA from Bufo bufo (common toad), 4024 nucleotides. It is a transcript of the gene ZBTB44, whose product is annotated as zinc finger and BTB domain containing 44. Bases 366 to 2204 code for a protein of 612 amino acids. Gene Ontology annotation, biological process: positive regulation of gene expression; regulation of transcription by RNA polymerase II. The record is from RefSeq and is a predicted model, not a curated record. NCBI's taxonomy places the organism in Eukaryota, Metazoa, Chordata, Amphibia, Anura, Bufonidae. Gene Ontology annotation, molecular function: RNA polymerase II cis-regulatory region sequence-specific DNA binding; protein binding; DNA-binding transcription factor activity, RNA polymerase II-specific. The transcript is spliced from 6 exons.
CAAACAAACUGAUGCGCUGUCCUCCCCUUCGCCAUUGAGAAGUGGAAGAUUCCGAGCGCCUAGGCCUGUAAACGCACACACGCAGGCAGAGUCUGCCGCUGACGGCGCGCACCAACUACCUAGCGCCAGAGGGGGAAACGGGACGAGGAGUUAAGGCGGUGGCGGCCAAGAGAAGGGAGAGUGUCAGCUUGGACGGGCCGCCGCCAGCCUUGGCCAGAGUCGCUGCCCUGUGGGGGACUGAGGCCUGUGAGACGGAGAGCGCGCUAGGACGCCUUGUAGGCCGCACAAAGCUUAAACUGGCAGAUUCCGAGUUACUGCACUUGUUUUUAAAAAGGAGAAAGCAACAUCUCUCCAGAAACCUCAGGAUGGGGGUGAAAACGUUUACUCACAGCUCGCCGGCGCACAGCCAGGAGAUGUUGGGGAAACUGAACAUGUUACGCAAUGACGGUCACUUUUGCGACAUCACCAUCCGGGUCCAGGAUAAGAUCUUCCGCGCACACAAGGUGGUCCUGGCUGCAUGCAGUGAGUUCUUCCGUACCAAGUUGGUGGGUCAAGCAGAAGAGAGCGCGCAAUGCGUACUAGAUUUACAUCACGUCACGGUGACUGGAUUCAUCCCUCUCCUGGAAUAUGCUUACACUGCCACCUUAUCCAUCAACACAGAAAACAUUAUAGAUGUGCUGGCUGCCGCCAGCUACAUGCAGAUGUUCAGCGUGGCCAGCACCUGCUCAGAAUUUAUGAAAUCCAGCAUUUUAUGGAACACACAACAGGAGAAGGUGCUCGAUACAGGACAGGAGAAUGCAGGCAGCAACUUCCGAGACGGCAGCCUCUCCCCAGUGUCAUCUGAGUGCAGUGUGGUAGAGAGGACCAUUCCCAUCUGUCGAGAGUCCAGGCGCAAACGUAAAAGCUACAUUGUCAUGUCACCUGAGAGCCCGUUGAAAUGCAGCACACAAACCAGCUCCCCACAAGUGCUCAACCCCACACCUUCUUACACCGAGGCAAGGGGUCAGCCUGUGGAUUCAUCCCACGCCUUCCCAUGGACUUUCCCCUUUGGCAUUGACCGAAGGAUGCAGCCAGACAAGGUGAAGCAGAUAGAGUCCAGAACAUUAGAACUACCCGGGCCUUCAGAAGUUGCUCGGAGGGUAACGGAGUAUGUGCCUUGUGAGAGCACUAAGGUCAGCUCACCUCUGGUAAUGGAAGACGAUGUCCGAGUCAAGGUAGAAAGGCUCAGCGAUGAGGAGGUUCAUGAAGAGGUGUCCCAGCCAGUCAGUGCCUCCCAGAGCUCAAUGAGUGACCAGCAGACCGUACCGGGGAGUGAGCAGGUGCAGGAGGAUCUGCUGAUAAGCCCACAAUCGUCUUCCAUAGGCUCCAUCGAUGAGGGCGUCGGGGAGGGUCUACCCACACUUCAGGGGACGGCCAGCAGCAAUGUCCAUGCAGAUGAUGAUGACAGACUGGAGAAUGUCCAGUAUCCCUACCAGCUGUACCUGACUCCUUCCACAAGCAGCACAGAGCGGCCAAGUCCCAAUGGCCCCGACAGACCUUUCCAGUGCCCAACCUGCGGAGUGCGCUUCACCAGGAUCCAGAACCUGAAGCAGCACAUGCUCAUACAUUCUGGAAUUAAACCAUUUCAGUGUGAUCGCUGUGGGAAAAAAUUCACUCGGGCUUACUCCUUAAAGAUGCAUCGGCUGAAACACGAAGGUAAACGCUGUUUCCGGUGCCAGAUAUGUAGUGCCACAUUCACUUCCUUCGGGGAAUACAAACACCACAUGCGGGUUUCCCGGCACAUUAUCCGCAAGCCUCGGAUAUACGAGUGCAAAACAUGCGGCGCCAUGUUUACCAACUCUGGAAAUUUAAUCGUGCACCUGAGGAGCCUGAACCACGAAGCGUCAGAGCUAGCAAACUACUUCCAGAGCAGCGAUUUCCUAGUCCCGGAUUACCUGAGUCAGGAGCAGGAAGAGGCUCUUGGGCAGUAUGAGCUGGCAGAACACGGCUUUGAAAGCAACUCCUCUGUCCAAAUGCCUGUCAUCUCCCAGGUCUCCUCCACUCAGAACUGUGAGAGCACAUUCCCACUGGGCUCCUUGAGCGGCCUUGCAGAGAAAGAGGGAGAUGAAGAGGAAGUGACCGAGCCUGCAAAGGCUACCCCCUUGGAAGAAACCAGCCGAGAUGACACCCCUAAAACAGAGGUGGCUUCCAUUGCUGUGGAAUAGUUGAUACCUAGAAGCAGCCGCCCUGCACCCGGACUUCAGCCAAUGCACAUUUCUUCAUUUUUUUUUUUAUCUUUUAUUCUUUUUUUGGGGAAAUGCCUGUGUUUGGUCAGUUCUAGUUCUCUUUACAUUUCCUUUUCUGAUGAAAGUAAAUGAGGCCCCCAAAGGACAAUGCAGGGAGGGCAUCUGCUUCCACGGCAGGCAGAAACCUGGAAUCCGCUGCUUGUCCUCUAACAGGAGGAGCCUUUGCAUUUGUUUAUGUCUGUGUGCCCUUACCUGGAUUACACCCUGCACGUUGCUGGUUGAUGUCCUUUUACGACACUAUCACACAUGUCACCAUUGAGCCAGUGGUGCAGGAUGAUGCGACUGCCAGUAACUCCUCCCCCACCCCUGGUGCCACGUGGUGGUCUGAUCAUAGAAACAGGCCCGCAGGACAGUCACCGGAGGUGCGUGCAGCAGGAAUUCACUGUUCCUGAGAACUACAGAACUUUCUCUUCAUCAUAGGAAGCUUGAAAUUUUUAAUGUAAUUGUGUUCUAUGAUUGGAGUGUUUGAUUCUCUUUUUUUGAUGUGAGGAGUGACCUGUAUUGUCUCGGUGGGACGUCGCUGCACUGGUACAGACAAUUUAUCUCCAUUGUCCAAGCUUAACCUUUGUGUUCAUUUUAGAAAUUCUUUGACCAAAUGUGUUCACCAGCAACGUAAAUUGUACAGAUCAUCUCCUGAUCCAUCACCUCUGUAAGAGCUGUAAAGACGUUUAGGCUGACCGACCUAAUCCUACGGUUCAGCUGAAGUCGGUAAGCACAAGGUAUAGACGACCUGCACUAAGCUAAGUUUUGAUUGGUUAAUAUUUGAUAGUUCGGCUGCUGUUGCUAUAGGUAACGAUAUGACCCAGUUUGCUCUUUAUUUACUAACCUUUUUAUUAUACCUGGAACUUGUAACUUUACUACUUUAUAGGUGUUUACUCUAUUAUCAUUAUGUGUUUUAUUUUUAUUUUAAGCCUUACCGGAGCGGAAAUCCCAGCUUUAGGGCUUUUCUGCUCCACAUGGAAAUCAUAAGACCCGUAGUAUUGGCCGGCACAGCCUUUGUUGUCAUCGGCUGGAGGCAGCCUUUGGCACAUUGCAUACGAUGACAGUGAGUGAGGAAAGAAUAAGGAAUUUCUGCUCAGGGAAAGCCACCAGCAGAUACCAGCUACUUUUUUAAAGUGUAAGAUCAGGGCCUGUCGUAUGGAGGACGACUUCUCGGGCAAAAUGCUGUGUAAAUGUCCGCAGGGACCAGGCUGCCAAUUUAGUUUUUGCUCAUAACGGUGCACAGAGCAUUGGGAGACGGGGUGGAAACUGGAUCGGAGACCUGGUCUGUCCAUCUGAGAGCACUCCACUAUGUAGGGCACAGUCUGUUCACCAGUUCCUAGAUGUUACACCAGGGUUGAAGCCUUGUGGUAAUUGUCACUUGGUAGCUGAUAAUAGACCAAUAAAUCCUCCCAUUGAGUCCUGUGGAGUCAGAGGGAGGGGGGAAGUCAUUCAUCUCUAAUUGUUAUGGUUUAUGGAUGAGAGACCAGGACCCAUCUAUAUUAGUGUUGGGGCCAUGGGUUAGUGGCAUGGUUUACUGCAUUCAGUGACUGUGGAGUCGGCUCCUUCCCAUCCUGGUUUUCGUCUCUUUUGCUGGCAGGGGUUCAAGUGUUUGUGGAUUGAUUUCUACUAUUAUAAGUAAGGCUACUUUCACACUGGCGUUUGGUGCGGAUCCGUCAUGGAUCUGCACAGACGGAUCCGUUCAGAUAAUACAACCGUCUGCAUCCGUUCAGAACGGAUCCGUUUGUAUUAUCCACAUA